AUGCGUUUGUCGUCGCUGCCACCACGCUCAGCGCCUCGCCCGCUCAGCACCACCACGCUCAGCGCCUCGCCCGCUCAGCACCACCACGCUCAGCGCCUCGCCCGCUCAGCACCACCACGCUCAGCGCCUCGCCCGCUCAGCACCACGCCCGCUCAGCACCACCACACUCAGCGCCUCGCCCGCUCAGCGCCACCACACUCAGCACCACCACACUCAGCACCACGCCCGCUCAGCACCACCACACUCAGCGCCACCACGCUCAGCACCACCACGCUCAGCGCCUCGCCCGCUCAGCGCCACUACACUCAGCGCCUCGCCCGCUCAGCGCCACUACACUCAGCACCACUACACUCAGCACCACCGCGCUCAGCGCCACCACUCUCAGCACCUCGCCCGCUCAGCACCACCACGCUCAGCACCACCACGCUCAGCACCACCACUCUCAGCACCACCACGCUCAGCACCACCAUGCUCAGCGCCACCACACUCAGCACCACGCUCAGCACCGCCACUCUCAGCACCUCGCCCGCUCAGCACCACCGCGCUCAGCACCACCCCGCUCAGCACCACCACGCUCAGCGCCUCGCCCGCUCAGCGCCACUACACUCAGCACCACCACACUUAGCACUACCACGCUCAGCGUCUCGCCCGCUCAGCACCACCACACUCAGCACCACCACACUCAGCACCACCACACUCAGCACCACCGCGCUCAGCGCCACUACACUCAGCACCACCACACUCAGCACCACCACACUCAGCACCACCACACUCAGCACCACUACACUCAGCACCACCACACUCAGCACCACCACACUCAGCACCACCGCGCUCAGCACCACCGCGCUCAGCGCCACCACACUCAGCGCCACCACACUCAGCGCCACCACACUCAGCACCACCACACUCAGCACCACUACACUCAGCACCACCACACUCAGCACCACCGCACUCAGCACCACCGCGCUCAGCGCCACCACACUCAGCGCCACCACACUCAGCACCACCACACUCAGCACCACCACGCUCAGCGUCUCGCCCGCUCAGCACCACCGCCCUCAGCUCGUCACAAUAAACGAUCGCAGCAUUCGCCGUGGACCUGGUCUCUGCUUGCAAUAA
This is a messenger RNA of Lethenteron reissneri (Far Eastern brook lamprey), 1119 nucleotides long. RefSeq lists its product as uncharacterized. Lineage: Eukaryota; Metazoa; Chordata; Hyperoartia; Petromyzontiformes; Petromyzontidae. The record is from RefSeq and is a predicted model, not a curated record.